Messenger RNA from Mangifera indica (mango), 2311 nucleotides. RefSeq names its product probable dolichyl pyrophosphate Glc1Man9GlcNAc2 alpha-1,3-glucosyltransferase. Bases 49 to 1632 code for a protein of 527 amino acids. Lineage: Eukaryota; Viridiplantae; Streptophyta; Magnoliopsida; Sapindales; Anacardiaceae. The transcript is spliced from 4 exons. Gene Ontology annotation, molecular function: dolichyl pyrophosphate Glc1Man9GlcNAc2 alpha-1,3-glucosyltransferase activity. Gene Ontology annotation, cellular component: endoplasmic reticulum membrane. The record is from RefSeq and is a predicted model, not a curated record. Gene Ontology annotation, biological process: protein N-linked glycosylation.
UAAGGUUUUAACCCUGUAGUGUGUGCGGGAGGUUGUUGAAACAAUUCCAUGGAAGACCGAAGUGCAGGAAGAAGAGGCAACCUGAUGAUGACACAAAUAUUGUGGUUCUUCUUCAUCGCCGCAUGCGUAAAGCUUCUGCUCAUCCCAUCAUAUCAUAGCACUGAUUUUGAAGUUCACCGCCACUGGCUGGCUCUCACUCACUCUCUCCCUCUCUCUGAUUGGUACUUGGACGAGACCAGCCCUUGGACUCUCGAUUACCCUCCAUUUUUCGCCUACUUUGAACGAUUCCUCUCUAUUUUCGCCCACCUCAUUGAUCCCAAGAUUGUGGAUAUUCACAAUGGCCUAAACUAUAAUGCCAAUUCGGUUAUCUAUUUUCACAGAAUUAGUGUUAUUUUAUCAGAUUUGUGGCUAUUGUUUGGGGUUUAUAGAUUGAGCAAAAAAUUGGAUGUUAAAAAGCGAGAUUUGAUGUGGGUAUUAAUCAUUUGGUCUCCUGGGCUGGUGAUUGUGGAUCACCUGCAUUUUCAGUACAAUGGUUUUCUGUUGGGUUGGUUGUUGCUCUCGAUUUCGUUUUUACAAGAAGGGAGGGAUUUGAUGGGUGGAUUUGUUUUUGCGGUAUUGUUAUGUUUCAAGCACUUGUUUGCAGUAGCCGCUCCGGUUUAUUUUGUUUAUUUAUUGAGACAUUACUGCUGGAAGGGCUUCGUUAGGGGAUUUAGCCGUCUUAAUGUAAUGGGUGCGGUCGUUGUGGCGGUUUUCGCCCUGGCUUAUGGACCAUUUGUGUACCAUGGGCAGAUACAACAAGUCCUACACCGCAUGUUCCCCUUUGGCAGGGGACUUUGCCAUGCCUUUUGGGCUCCAAAUUUUUGGGUUUUCUAUAUUCUAUUAGACAAAGGGCUUGCUUCCUUUCUCAGAAAACUAGGUUUUGAUAUCCAGACACCGUCAGCUUCUUUCACUGGUGGACUAGUAGGAGAUUCUUCACCUUUUGCUGUACUCCCUCAGAUCACCCCAGCAACAACCUUCAUCUUGGUUUUGCUUGCCUUAGCCCCUUGUCUGAUCAAGGCUUGGAGAAAUCCCAGACCGGGGAUGAUUGCUAGAUGGAUAGCUUAUGCCUACACCUGCGGUUUUUUAUUUGGGUGGCAUGUGCAUGAGAAAGCAUCACUUCAUUUCGUGAUUCCCCUUGCUAUUGUUGCAGUUCAAAGUUUGGAGGAUGCAAGGCAUUACUUUGUGUUGUCUAUAGUAUCUUGUUACUCACUAUUCCCGCUGCUAUAUGAAGCCCAAGAAUAUCCAAUAAAAGUUCUGCUGUUGCUGUUGCACUGUGCUUUGAUGUGGGUUGGUUUUUCUGCACAAUAUGCUGAAGAUGCAGUAGGUAAAGCAACUGCACCUGCCAAGAAAAAGGUUGCUCAAUCAAAAUUGAAGGCUGCUGCUUCUGAGAAACGUGGAUUUGUUUUUGGGUGGAUUGGGAAGAUUUAUCUGUUUGGUUUUUUGGUUGUAGAGAUAUGGGGUCAGUUUUUACACCCAUAUCUUCUUGGUGAGAAGCUUCCAUUUGUACCCCUAAUGUUGAUCUCAAUAUAUUGUUCACUAGGGGUAAUCUAUUCUUGGAUUUGGCAGCUGAAAUGGAUAAUUAAACCCACCUGAUUUCUAUUCCCUAGGUGAUGUUUGUAUAUGAAUACAGCAUCUCAACACAUUUUCUUGUAUUCAUACAAACGAUUUUGGUAAUCAAAAGAUGUGUGACCGAAAAUUUCCUUGAGGAGUACCCAAAGAAGUCUCUUCCUUGCUAGAAAUCCCCAUGGUUGUGCUACAAUGGAGUUGUAAGAUUUAUUAUAAUAACUGUGGCAUUUGGGUAUUUUGCUUAAAUUUGAAAGGGGCAAAAUCUCAACUUCAAUGUGGUCACUGCCCAUUACUUUCUUUGUUUUCUGAUGAAAUCCCAGAUCUGGUGUGAAUAGUCAUGGACAAUGUCGGGGAUAUUUGCUGCUUUAUCUGUUGCAUCGACUUUUUUUUAUUAUGAACAUCUUCAUUUCAUCUAAUCUUGUUCGGAACUUCAAUUUUGCAGCAAUCCUAGAAUUAAUUCGGUGAACAUAUGCGUUGGAAUUAUUACUGAAAAGCAAAUGAAGUACAAGGCAAACAAUUUAGUAAUGUCGUGUGCUCAAUGUCUGAGCCGUUGCUCUGCUCUGUAAUCUUUUACUGGAUGUAAAUGGGUUUCUUUCUUUUCUGGGAAAAGAAUUGAAUGAGUGUUGGGGUAUUUAUCACUUUUCCCUCAGUCAUACCUCUUUUGUGGACACCUAUUGUUAUUUUAUUCUUUGCAACUUUUUCCAAA